CUGGCAAUUUUUGAGCCAGUUGGACACUUCGUUUGGUGGCGUUAGCAUGGAACUGGUACUGCUGAUCCUCGUGGCAUCCCUAAUAGGGAUUGCCUUUCUGGCGCUGCAGCAGCAUUACUCCUAUUGGCGGCGAAUGGGAGUACGUGAAAUAAGGCCCAAAUGGAUAGUGGGCAACCUGAUGGGACUGCUCAACAUGCGGAUGAGUCCCGCGGAAUUUAUAUGCCAAUUGUAUAAUCAUCCCGAUGCGGAAAAAGAACCCUUCGUGGGCAUCCAUGUGUUCCACAAGCCGGCGUUGCUUUUGAGAGACCCCGAAAUGGUGAGGAAUAUCCUGGUCAAGGACUUCGCUGGAUUCUCCAACCGGUACUCGAACUCCGACUCCAAGGGCGAUCCUUUGGGAUCCCAGAACAUAUUCUUCCUGAAGAAUCCCGCCUGGAAGGAGGUGCGUUUGAAGCUAUCGCCCUUCUUCACCGGCAAUCGACUGAAGCAGAUGUUUCCCCUGAUCGAGGAGGUGGGCGCCAGCUUGGAUGCCCAUCUCCGCCAGCAGCCGCUGCACAACGAGCGGAUGCGCUGCUUCGACAUGGAGGCCAAGGAGCUGUGUGCUCUCUACACCACGGAUGUGAUAGCCACAGUGGCGUACGGAGUGAGUGCCAACAGUUUCACGGAUCCGAAGUGCGAGUUCCGCCGCCAUGGACGAUCUGUGUUCGAGUUCAACCUGCGGCGUGCGGCGGAGUUCACUGUGGUGUUUUUCCUGCCCCACCUGGUUCCGUUACUUAGGUUCAAGGUGGUGCCGGCGGAGGCCACUCUUUUCCUGCGCAAGACCAUAAACUAUGUGAUGUCGGAGCGAGAGAAAUCCGGACGGAAACGCAACGAUCUCAUCGACAUUCUCAUUGAGUUCCGUAGGAGCACGCAGAUGGCGAAGGAAUUGGGGAUCAAGGAUCAAUUUGUGUUCGAGGGCGACAUCCUGGUUGCCCAGGCUGUACUCUUCUUCACCGCCGGCUUUGAGUCCUCCUCCUCGACCAUGGCAUUCGCGAUGUACGAGUUGGCCAAAGAUGCGGACGUACAGCAGCGCCUGCGCGAGGAGAUCAAAGACGCACUGAUCGAAAGUGGGGGUCAGGUGACGCUAAAGAUGAUCGAGUCACUAGAAUUCAUGCAGAUGAUUCUGCUGGAGGUGCUGCGCAUGUAUCCGCCACUGCCGUUUUUGGAUCGCGAGUGCACUUCUGGGAAGGAUUACGCGCUGGCGCCGUUCCACAACAAGUUCGUGGUGCCCAAGGGCAUGCCCGUUUACAUACCCUGCUAUGCCCUGCACAUGGAUCCCCAGUACUUUCCUCAACCGCGAAAGUUCCUGCCUGAAAGAUUCUCCCCCGAGAAUCGCAAGCUCCACACGCCCUACACCUACAUGCCCUUCGGCCUGGGUCCGCAUGGCUGCAUCGGCGAACGUUUUGGUUAUCUCCAGGCGAAGGUGGGUCUGGUUUACCUGCUGCGCAACCACAUGAUAACCACCUCGGAGCGCACACCCCAUCGCAUGCAGCUGGACCCCAAGGCCAUCAUAACCCAAGCCAAGGGCGGCAUUCACCUUAGACUGGUUCGCGAUCCUUUGGGCGUCUAACUCACCUGGAUAUGGGAUAUGGGAUUAUCUGGAUACUUCUUUCCUUGGUGCG
Molecule: messenger RNA, 1658 nt
Organism: Drosophila mauritiana
Lineage: Eukaryota; Metazoa; Arthropoda; Insecta; Diptera; Drosophilidae
Gene: Cyp6g2
Product: probable cytochrome P450 6g2
Exons: 2
Coding region: 47-1606 (519 amino acids)
Biological process (GO): insecticide catabolic process; response to DDT
Molecular function (GO): iron ion binding; monooxygenase activity; oxidoreductase activity, acting on paired donors, with incorporation or reduction of molecular oxygen
Source: RefSeq, a predicted model, not a curated record